Closterium sp. NIES-67 is the source of this 728-nucleotide messenger RNA. The record is from the annotation of a GenBank genome assembly. NCBI's taxonomy places the organism in Eukaryota, Viridiplantae, Streptophyta, Zygnematophyceae, Desmidiales, Closteriaceae.
CACCUUGCUCCCCCUGAAGCCCGACCGCCCUUUCUCAUCCCUCCACCGUCCUGCCACCACCACAUCCGCCGCAGCAAGAGCCGCCGCGAAGCCCGUCGGUAGUCUAGCCUUUCUACCGGAUUUCGGCUAAUUCCCUGUCGCCGCGCCUUCCAUUCGCUGGGGGUUGAGUGAAGGUGCUUCGGAGAUCGCCCGCCGAUGCUUUUAGUAACUCCAAGAAAACACGGUGUAGUGUUUUUUACAGCUCGCAGAGGUCGCAGCGGGAUUUGUUCUUCCCCGUUGUGUGGCUUGGAGAGAGGGGAAAGAUGGCGGCGAUUAUAACUGGGCACACUGUAGCGGAUCUCGUGCGCAGCAAGUUCGGCCUUGUCGAAUUCCCGGAAACCGCGACUGUCGGCGAGGCAAUCGACGCUCUGUUGCGAGAGGAUCUGGUAGCGGCUCCUAUAUAUUCCACCGUGCCCCUUAUUGCUGCGGCGCUUGGCUCGCCCGCUCGCCCCAUACUCGCCCUGCCUGACGACUCUGACGCGCUUUCUCUUACUGCAGCGGCUUAUAAGGCGUAUAUAGGGACUGUGACUGUGGCGGAUCUGCUGUUGCACGAGAGCGGGGGAGAGGGGGGAGGAGAGAGGGAAGGGGACGUGGGAGGAGGACAUGUGCGCGUUGAAGACGCCAGUGGGGCAGCUGGUGCGGGCGAGUGAGGAAGGGCUGUCGCUGCUGCUCACGGAUCUCCAUGCCUC